This is a messenger RNA of Anoplopoma fimbria (sablefish), 2492 nucleotides long. It is a transcript of the gene sh3glb1a, whose product is annotated as SH3-domain GRB2-like endophilin B1a. The transcript is spliced from 9 exons. Gene Ontology annotation, molecular function: protein binding. The record is from RefSeq and is a predicted model, not a curated record. Lineage: Eukaryota; Metazoa; Chordata; Actinopteri; Perciformes; Anoplopomatidae. Gene Ontology annotation, biological process: membrane organization. Gene Ontology annotation, cellular component: cytoplasm; membrane. Bases 183 to 1277 code for a protein of 364 amino acids.
GAGAUUUCCCCUCAGCUGUCAGAUGCGGAUGGAGAUGUGAAGUAUCUUGUCCGUACAAGAUCUUUGUCAGGACCAACAGCUGGGUGGAACUCCGACAAAAAGAAGUUGCCUCAGCGCAGAGGGAUGGCCGUUUGACGGAGACGAGCUAGCUGUCGUGUUAAGAGCUUAUCCCCCGCGGUGUCAUGGAUUUUAACGUAAAGCGGUUAGCUGCAGACGCCGGUACUUUCCUAAGCCGUGCGGUACAAUUUACAGAAGAGAAACUUGGCCAGGCUGAAAAGACAGAGUUGGAUGCUCAUUUGGAGAACCUCUUGGUCAGAGCUGAGAACACCAAGCAAUGGACAGAAAGGAUUAUGAAACAGACAGAAGUCUUACUACAGCCCAACCCAAAUGUCCGGCUAGAAGAAUUUGUGUACGAGAAACUGGAGAAAAAAGCUCCUACGCGAAUGAACAACCAUGAUCUGCUGGGCCAGUCCAUGAUCGAGUCGGGAGGUGAAUUUGGUCCCGGCACUGCCUAUGGAAAUGCUCUGAUAAAAUGUGGUGAGACGGAGAAGCAGAUUGGUGGGGCAGAACGGGAGUUGAUCCAAAGUGCUGCCAUCAACUUCCUGACACCUUUCAGAAACUUUUUGGAGGGAGACUUCAAAACCAUCCUGAAAGAGAGGAAGCUACUUCAGGUCAAGCGCUUGGAUUUGGAUGCAGCCAAAACCAGGCUAAAGAAAGCCAGGAUGACUGAUGCUAGAGCUGCGGCAGAGCAGGAGUUGAGGAUGACCCAGAGUGAGUUUGACCGCCAGGCAGAGAUCACCCGUCUGCUGCUAGAAGGCGUCAGCAGCACCCACGCACACCACCUACGCUGCUUGAAUGACUUUGUGGAGGCCCAGACCACAUACUACGCCCAGUGUUACCAGUACAUGGUGGAUCUCCAAAAGCAGCUGGGCAGUUUCCCCUCCUCGUUCUCCAACAACAACCAAUCGUCGGUGUCGGGCGGGGCCAGCGUCUCGGUGCCCACCAUCGCGGUGUCGGCCUCCCUGCCAAGUGUGUCCGCGGGCCGCAGCAGCUCGACGGCGUCGGGCGGGUUCAACGAACUGCGCAGCUCCAACGGCAGCCGCAAAGCCCGGGUGCUUUACGACUACGACGCUGCCAGCAGCAGCGAGCUCUCUCUGCUGGCUGAUGAGGUGAUCACAGUCAGCAGCGUCGCAGGCAUGGAUUCAGACUGGCUGAUGGGCGAGCGUGGCAACCAGAAGGGCAAAGUGCCGAUCACUUACCUGGAGUUGCUUAACUGAGACCCCCCCCCCCCCCCCCCCAACCCCACCCCAGCCCCCUGUAACCAGCUGUGAUCUCAUAUUUAUAUUGUGUUUCAGGGACCGGACUCACUUUCCCUUCCAUUCGGUCAUUUUAGAACGAGUUGUAUUUCUAUGAAAAGGAGUCUCAGUUUUAGCAGACAGGAGCUGGAUUGGAAUACAUUUGAGAGAACAGAAAGGAAACGAACCCCUGAUGUGUUUGUAUGCAACUGUAGUACAUUUCUAAAACAUGCUUCCAUGCCUUUUUACGCUUGAUGCCAUGCAAUCUGCAAUACGUACCAGAACAUCUCCCAAACUGUAACUUAAAAAAAAAAAAAAAAAAAAAAACUUUUUGUUUACAAUAUAUAUCUCAGAUGGUGACCUUAAUGCUUUUAAUGUGAGGGUAUUAUUUCCCUUCCCUUGCUGCAAGAUUUUUUUCAACUAGCAAUAUAGCAGACACUUUUUUUUAAAUACAAAAAUGCACUUCCGUUUGAAGUGGAGAGUGAUGCUGAUAAUUAAGUCUUGUUUUAUAAUUGAUAAUCCAAAGUAUGAAUUGUUUUUUUAACAUUAUCGUAAGUAUUGUGCGUCAGCUUUAAUUACAUGGAGCCAUACUGGACAGCGAGUUUAACCCAUUGUUCCAGUACAUUUGAUUGAUUGAAUAAGAUGCUUUGAUACCUGCUGAUAACCAAGCAGUUACAACUCCCAUGCCAGAUAUUGUUAAGUGCCUAUCACAGUGAAUCGGCUUCUCUAAAACCAUUUGCCUUGUUUGCAGCUAAACCAGCAGUAUUGAGACGGUCUAUUUAGUCUCCUCUCUUAGUAUUGAACCACAAUACUUCUAUUUAAGUUAUUGACAAUUGGAAACCAACAUUUCCACGUUCCUAUUGGAAGUUAAUUUACCAGAAGACAGCUAUGAGCUCUGACUAAAUUAUUGAGUUGUAUAUUGGUCAUAAAUACACAAUAUGCGACAUGUUUAUCAUAUCUGCCGUUGGUCGACUUGGUGUUUUAUUUUGAAGAAAAAGCCUCAAAGUGAAACCAUUAACCUUUUUUUGACAUUACUAGUUUCCCUUAAACGUGUAUUUCAACUCCAUAUUGAAAAAAAAAAAGCCUUGUUACAAUCUGGGAGAUGAAAUUAUAUUAUUCCAUGGCUGCUUUUUGUUUUUGUGUGUAACUGAUUAUAUAGCAUACAAUUGUAAAAUAAAUAUACAAUAUGAUGCGUUA